AUGUCUUCUUCUAGAGCAAACCUCGCAAAGUUUCUGAUCCCAUUGGAGGAGAUCCACUUGGCCACCCAAAACUUCAGUUCAGAAACUCUUACUGGAUACGGAAAUGUCUACAGAGGAGAACUCUCUGAACGCUGGCAAAACCGGACUGCUGCCUUCAAACGAUUAAAACCCCUUACCAGUCACCAAGGAGAACAUCAUUUCCUUAAAGAGCUUGAAAUGAUUUCUAGCUACAACCAUGAAAACAUCAUCCCUUUCAUAGGGUAUUGUGAUGAAGGCAAAGAAAUGAUUAUAGUUUCCGAGUAUGCUAUCAAUGGGAGUCUUGCUCAUCAUCUUCAUGACCCCGAUAAGAGCAGUUGCCUAACAUGGGUACAACGCCUGAAGAUUUGCAUAGGGGCUGCAAGAGCACUUGAAUACCUUCACUCACGUCUUGGAGAGAGUCGCCAUAGAAACAUCAAGGCUUCAAACAUAUUGUUAGAUGAUAAUAUGGAAGCAAAAGUUUGUGACUUUGGUUUGUCACUAUUAGUUGACCAAAAACACCAAUACGUGUGUGACUUUGCUCUCGGUGCCAACCUCUACCUAGAUCCUGUAUACAAGGAAAGUGGCAUUGUCAUGAGAGAAUCUGAUGUUUACUCAUUUGGGGUUGUAAUGUUUGAAAUGUUGAGUGGAAUGUUAGCUUAUCAAAGAAAGAGCAUCGGUGAUAAUCAGCAGCAAACACUAAUAAAUUUGGUUAGACGCUAUUAUGAUGAUGGUUUGGACAUAUUAAUUGAUCCUCAGAUUAGAGAUCAAAUUAAUAGUCGUUCGUUCCAUGUGUUUAAGGAAAUUGCAUAUCAAUGCAUUAGUUGGAACUUAAAGGAUCGCCCUACUAUGGACAAGAUCAUCAAGAGCAUUGAGGAAUCACUCGAUAUUCAAAACAAUGAAGCUAAUUCAGUCAUUAAUCCCACACAAAGCUACCAACACCAAAACCUUGAAAACUUUUUAAUUCCACUUAAAGAGAUCAUUCUUGUCACCGAAAACUUUAGUCCACAAAAAUGUAUUGGAGAGAGUGGAUUUACUCGCGUCUACAAGGUACAGCUCUCUGAAUGCUGGCAAAACCAAACAGCAGCCAUCAAGCGCUUUGCUCAGGAUAAUCGUCAAGCCGAGCAUGAAUUCCAUAACGAACUUCAGAUGAUUUCUAGUUUCCACCAUCAAAACAUAAUCUCUUUCAUUGGUUACUGUGAUGAAAGCAAUGAGAUGGUUAUAGUAUAUGAAUAUGCUACCAAUGGAAGCCUGGAUAAUCAUCUCGAAGACCCGCAAAGGAGUUGUUGCAUAACAUGGGCACAUCGUCUGAAGAUUUGCAUAGGGGUAGCAAGAGGACUCGAGUACCUUCACUCGGGUCUUGGGGAGGACCACAUAGUAAUUCAUAGAGACAUAAAGAGCGGAAACAUAUUGUUAGAUGACAAUAUGGAAGCAAAAAUUUGUGACUUUGGUUUGUCACUAUUAGUCAGCCGGAAUCGGCCACAAGUCUAUGAUGCCCCUGCUGGUACCCGAUAUUACAUGGAUCCUAUCUACGAGGAAAGUGGCAUUGUAAAGACAGAGUCAGAUGUUUACUCAUUUGGGGUGGUGUUAUUGGAAAUAUUAAGUGGGAAGCCAGCAUAUUAUCGAAGGACAAUCGGUGGUGAUAAUCAGCCACAAACAAUGAUACAUUUGGUCCGACGAUAUUAUGAAGAUGGAUUGGAUAUCUUAAUUGAUCCUGCUAUAAGGGAUGAAAUUAAUAUUCAUUCUUUCCGUGCUUUUAUGAAAAUAGUGUAUCGAUGCAUUAGUUUGAACAUAAAGGAUCGCCCUACAGUGAAAAGGAUCAUCAACAGGAUUGAGGAAGCACGUGAUAUUCAAUUAACCAUGGUGGUCCUUGUAGUUUGCGAAUUGGUCCUUGAACUUUGUCAUCUCACGUCGCCAAUCCCGUCUAGGUCUCCACGGCGAAGAACAACCACCGCCACAACCACUUGUAACUUCAAAAUCGACCCCUUAACCGCUGCUAAGCCACAAAUUGAGGCCUCCCUUUGUUCGCCCUACCCUUACGACUACAACCCAGCUAACCUCACCAUCUCUAGUUCCACCGAAGAGACUCGUUGUCGAAAACUCACCCUCAUCAGUAAACGACUAUUACAGCCUCAACUACCCCUCCAUUCUCCAAAUCGCUAUCACCUUUCUACUCCUCUCUCCAUCAACGAAAAACCCAUGCCUUCAAAUUCAACCUCCUAUCGCCAGAAAAGUCUCGCUAGAGAAUCCUAUUCUCACCGGAAAAUUUCAAAAUCAGGGCAUGUGGUGGAAAACGAAACAAACCUAAUGAUGGAGAAGGAAACUUUGGCUAAGCAUAAUGAAAUUCCAACGAAGGCACAACUAAGAUUAAGAUGGGACAACAGAUCCGACGAAGGAAGGAGUAGCAUCGAAGAAGGAAGGAACAGCGUCUGA
Lactuca saligna is the source of this 2448-nucleotide messenger RNA. NCBI's taxonomy places the organism in Eukaryota, Viridiplantae, Streptophyta, Magnoliopsida, Asterales, Asteraceae. The record is from the annotation of a GenBank genome assembly.